GCCGUGACUAAGGAUUCACGCGGUAGACUAUGAAUGUAGGUUAUCGAUUCACGUGACAAUCGAUAAGGGUAAAGCGAAUGUGCAGUGAAUUGUCGCUUUCUAAAUUGUCAGACCGAUGGAGAAAAAUUUUCAAGAGUAUCCGCGCGAAUAAAGAGAGAAAUACACGACACCUAAACUAAAAAAUUGUGAAAUUAAGUGGAAAAUAAUGUAUCGCGACGAUAACAAUAAUCUGGUGUGUUGUGCUGACAAUAAAUCCAAAUGGCGGAUAACCGUAAUUUCCAAAAACUAUACAAUCAGGAAACAUUUAAAGAACUGGCAGGUUCGCAUCGAUCUACUAUUGAUUCAUUUAAUUUCUCUUAUUUUGCUGUUAUCUUAUUGAUCGCUUUAAAACUACAGAUCUCCCCGAGAAACGACUUGAACAAAGAUCUGCGAGCGACUGUAACGGCUGCGAAAUUGAAAACUAAUUCACAAUAUGUGCUUGAGAAAGUAGAAACCGCGAAUGUCGGGAUCUCUUGCAAUCGCGAAGACCUAGACGAAUUGUUGGAAGUGCAGAAGGACGAAGUCGAUCGUAACGGGAACACAGCAUUAAAGAAGUACUUAGAGUUGAUAAUGGACGCAGAGAUCAGGAUCAAUUGUCUGCUGAAGAUCCUGACGAAAGCCAUAAGCGAGCACAAAUGUUACGUAAUUCACGGCACGUUUCCGACUCUGAGAAGACCGUUGGCGAAUAGAGGCUGGAUCGAGAAAAGAGCGAUUAGGAAAAUGAUCUCGACUUCCGACAUGUACGCAGAUGGCACAGAGCAGAUCGAAAAAUUGCUACGCACUCCCGCUGAUUUGAUAUGGUAUACAAAUAGGAAGCUGCCUAUUAUCAGAGCGGACGAGAGAACGAUCGUUAAUAAAUUUGCCGGGAGUUAUUUCACGUCCAAGGUCGACAUGUGUAACAAUUUGGAGAACGCGUGUUGGUUUCACGAAGAUGGCGUGUCUUGCAUACACUUCCCUCGAUGCUACAAUGUCUGUCAGCCGGCGCAAGUGGAGGAGUUUAUACAAGAUUAUUACAUCACCGCGUGUUUGGGGAUUCUCAAAUGGUUUUUGUUGUUCGCCAGCCUGAUAGGAUCAAAAGACACUUGCUCUCCGAACGGAACGAUUCCCGUAAACGCGAUUUCGUUCGCCCUAGAUCGUUGCGCAGAAUAUAUAAGCAUCCAAAUGCACGAGGACAUAGAUCGCAAAGAGCACGUACGCGUGUCUGUCGCUGCCUGGCAUCAAUUUUUAGAUUGGUUUGACAAAAUAAUAAACAAGCACGCUUUGUUGGAAAAAAGCGACGAAGUCGACACGAAGGAGCUUGUAAUACUGUCGCGCGAUAUGGUGAGAGCAAUGACGAAAUAUCGAGCGCAAAGUAGAUACGACGGCGUGCGCAAUAUCUGGAUUUUGAAACCAGGUGACAAUAGUUUGGGACGUGGAAUCGUAUUGAAGAAUUCUCUGAUCGAUAUACUUGCCAAGGUCAAUCAAGCGACGAAGGAGAACACUCAGUACGUCAUACAGAAAUAUAUAGAGCGCCCGUUGCUUGUUCAUAAGACGAAGAUAGACAUCAGGCAGUGGUUCUUGAUAACAAACAUGCAACCUCUCGUCGUGUGGAUGUACAAAGACGUCUUGAUACGAUUCGCGUCGAGAGACUUCAAUCUCAGCGAUUUUCACGAGUCCAUCCACUUGUGCAAUACAACCGUGCAGCUGAAGUAUCGCAAAUUACCUAGACGCAGUUCCGAUGUACCUGAGGAGCUUCAUUGGAAUCUUCAGAACUUCAAAGAUUAUCUUCAAUCGCGUGAUCAAGAGCUGGCUUGGGAGAGCACUAUCAAGCCGGGGAUAAAGCAAAAUUUGAUAGGCGCGCUUCUGGCGUCUCAAGAUAACAUGGUGAAUCGUAAAAACAGUUUCCAGCUGUACGGCGCUGAUUUCCUAGUGGCGGAUGACUUUUCCGUGUGGUUGCUGGAGAUAAAUACAAGUCCGCGAUUGCAUCCGCCGAGCAGUCAGGUCACCGCAAAACUCUACCCGGAAGUGAUAGAGGACGCGAUGAAAGUGGUUUUAGAUCGCCGUAAAAAUAAAACAGCGCCUCACGGAAGAUUCGAGUGUAUUUACAAACAACGUAAUCCGCUGUGUAGCGUUAAGGUCAUGGGACAAGGCGCGAGUCUUGGUAUUCGUGGCAAAGGUUUAUACGCCACCCCGAAAUCACCGCCAAGAUCGCAGUUUUAACGUAGCCGCAUAUCGUGGCCGAAAAUCGCGUCUCCGAAAUCUCAUUUCGUAAAGAAUCGCUUCAAUUUCAGUCUAGUAACGGAUCAUUCGUCCAAUCGUGAUGAGAGCAAUUUCGUAUUAGCAUACAUACGAUUUUACAUCUAAUAUCAUGCCAGUUUAAGAGAGGAUCUAAACGAAAGAUUUAACAUUAGACAAAUAUGAAACGAAUAUUUCUUUUUUCUUUUUUCAAAUAAAAGCAGUUUUUGUCCGACAUGCACGUCAUCAUGAUUCUCUUCAAUAUCUUCUGUAUAUUGGUAAACUUUCGGAAUUUUAACAUUUUCGUCUCUACACAUAACCGUUAUCGUCAGAAAAUAUAUCCCGAUCAAAAUUCAAAAUAAGGUCCAUUCUUGAAUCAUUCAUUGCGUUCUUGUGUGGAUAAUUUAAUCAUAGUUCUAUCUGUAAGUCAAAGUAUAUGAACUGUUCAUAGAGAAUCUUUCGGAAUUAACUCUUUUGCUCGACUUGUUCUGAUUUACAAAACUCAAUGCAAUUGUUGUACGAGUACAUUCAUGCUCCUUUUUUUUUUACCAAACGUCGCGCGACGUAGAAGAAUUAAUCAUAAGAUUUAUUAAAAACUUGUUUAUUUUACAAGUAACAAUGCAUAAGUAUACAAUUUCACAUAAACUGAAAUUUUCUUUUUCACAAAAAACAAUAUGUGUACAUAUGGUUAUAGUAUGUCUACAUAUAGGAUGAUGCCAUACCCUCAUUCAUACGUUAUUUACGUAUAAAUUUCUCUACUCUUUCAUAAUUAUUCCUAUAGCUAUAUAUUCUCUGUUUCUUUUGUGUUUUACUUUUGAUUUAAAAAAUGCUAUCACCAUCGUUAUUAUUUGGCAGAAUACAUUCUGCAUCAGUAUUUCGCAUUAGAUUCUAAAAAUGUGAUUAUGUAUGUAAUGAAACGAUGCCAUUGUAAGAUGUUCGGCAAUUAACAUUGCCAUAAAAAUUUGCCACUUCACUAUUAAAAUAGUGUUAGAUUUUACAGAUGGCCGUACACACCAACCUUGGAAAAAGGAAACAAUCGUCGUGUAUCGUAUUCAGCGCUCAAUGUAAAGUUAUAUUCAGUCAAUCUAACGACUCGACAUUAGAAGUUAUAUUCUAUUAUCAAUGAAUUUUCAUGUAUAACGUAAUUAAUUACAAGUGAUUUAUCACUCACUGAAACAAAAUCAUUAUGCCCUUUGUACAUUAAGAUAAUAUAAGACCUACAAUAUACAGAUUGCAUAUGUGUCGUAAAACACA
This is a messenger RNA of Odontomachus brunneus, 3507 nucleotides long. RefSeq names its product tubulin glycylase 3A-like. The transcript has 10 exons. Gene Ontology annotation, cellular component: cilium. NCBI's taxonomy places the organism in Eukaryota, Metazoa, Arthropoda, Insecta, Hymenoptera, Formicidae. Gene Ontology annotation, biological process: cilium movement; protein polyglycylation; cilium assembly. Gene Ontology annotation, molecular function: protein-glycine ligase activity, initiating. Bases 259 to 2238 code for a protein of 659 amino acids. The record is from RefSeq and is a predicted model, not a curated record.